GACUGGAGGCGGUUGAUGUCACCAAGAUGCCAGUGACUGGUGUCCCUGUGAAGAGUGAAGAUGAUGAGGUGAAAGGUGAAAGUGAGGAGAGGGGAGGGGGGGAGCCUCCAAGCAGCAGCUCAACACAACACAUGACAACAGAAGCUGAUGGAGACCACUGUGGAGGAUCACAAGCAGACAAGCUCUUAGCUCCACUAUCAGAUAGUGAGGACACAACGUCACACUCUCCUGACACUGAUGAUGAAGACUCUAAAGAUGAUAAGACAUGUCACACUGACAACACUCACUUCACAUCUUAAAUCUCCUAGUAAUUUGAAAGUACACAUGAGAACACACACUGGAGAAAAACCUUUUUCAUGUUCAAUCUGCGGUAAAUAUUUUACUCAGAGGUACGAUUUGAAAAGACACAUGAGAACACACACUGGAGAAAAACCUUUUUCAUGUUCAAUCUGCGGUAACGAUUUUAUUCAUAGGCAACAUUUGAAUACACACAAGACAAUACACACUGGAGAAAAACCUUUUACUUGCUCAGAAUGCUGUAAAAGAUUUGCGCGAAAAGCAGAGUUAAAAAGACACAUGAGAAUACACACUGGAGAAAAACCAUUCAUGUGCCCAAUUUGUGGCAAAGGAUUCUCCCAGAAGGGACAGUUGGUAAACCACACAAAAACACACACUGGAGAAAAACCUUUUUCAUGUUCAAUCUGCGGUAACGAUUUUAUUCAUAGGCAACAUUUGAAUACACACAAGACAAUACACACUGGAGAAAAACCUUUUACUUGCUCAGAAUGCUGUAAAAGAUUUGCGCGAAAAGCAGAGUUAAAAAGACACAUGAGAAUACACACUGGAGAAAAACCAUUCAUGUGCCCAAUUUGUGGCAAAGGAUUCUCCCAGAAGGGACAGUUGGUAAACCACACAAAAACACACACUGGAGAAAAACCUUUUUCAUGUUCAUCUGUAGUAAAGGAUUUACUCAAAGGCACCUUUUCAAAGCACACAUUAGAAGACACACAGGAGAAAAACCUUUUUCAUGUUCAAUGUGUGGUAAAGCUUUUACUCGAAGUGACCAUUUCAAAGCACACAUGAGAAUACACACUGGAGAAAAAACGUUUUUAUGUUCAAUCUGCAGUAAAGAUUUUACUCGAAGGGACCAUUUCAAAGCACAUAUGAGAAUACACAAUGAAUAAAAAACCUUUUUCUUGUUAAGAAUGUGGUGAAGCUUUUGUACAAUGAAGCACUUUGAAAGUACACAUGAGAACACACACUGGAGAAAAACCUUUUUCCUGCUCAGAAUGUGUUAAAGCGUUUGUAUGAAAAAGCACAUUGAAAGUAGCCAUGAGAACACACACUGGAGACAUACCUUAUACAUGUUCAGUAUAUUGUAAACGUUUUAUACAAAGUCUGCUUUUGAAAAGACUCAUGAGAAUACACACUGGUAAGUAAGUGUUGAGUUGCAGCGUGUGUGGUGAAAGAUUCUCUUCUAGGCUUCACGGUGAAAGAGGGGUGAGUGCGUCUGCCUCACAAUACAAAGGUCCUGAGUAGUCCUGUGUUCAAUCCCGGGCUCGGGGUCUUUUUGUGUGGAGUUUGCAUGUCCUCCCCGUGAAUGCGUGUGUUCCCUCUGGGUACUCCGGCUUCCUCCCACUUCCUGUCAAAGUUUGUUGUUGACGAACCCCAUGAUGCGGAGACGGAGUCAGGCAUUGAAUAAGAAAACAUGGUUUUAAUAUAAAAUACUAGAACAAAACCAAACAAAGGGUACAAACAAAAAGCACGCACGUGGGCAGAUAAACUAAGAGAGCAAGCAUGGGAGCUACAAAACAAAAAGGAACUUUAGAAUGGAAAAGAGAAGUCCUACUUGUACUUAGAAAACAAACUGGAAGCAGGGAACAAAAGGCAGUAAGCUAAAAACCGCAAUCAAACAUAGCUUACAGCAACGCUGCAUGGACAAGACAAGAUACGACAGGUAGCAAAGACAAGUGCGACAUGUGGCAACGACAAUAAUCCAGCACUGACCGGAGGAAAAAAGCAGGUAAAAUAGGAGCGGGCUGAUUGUAGCCAGGUGUAGCCAGGUGCCAAUCAGCCGCAGCUGAGGGAAAAACAGCACACAGGGAGACAAACAGGAAGCUGGACCAAAAUAAGAGUGCUGACAGGAACUAAGGACAGGAUAUUCUAAACACAUAGAGGAGAAACUAAAACACAAACUGUCAGUGGCAAGCGUGACAUUUCCCAAGACAUGCACCUGGGGAUAGGCUCCUCCCACCUCCAAAGACAUGCACCUGGGGAUAGGCCCCUCCCACCUCCAAAGACAUGCACCUGGGGAUAGGCUCCUCCCACCUCCAAAGACAUACACCUGGGGAUAGGCUCCUCCCACCUCCAAAGACAUGCACCUGGGGAUAGGCCCCUCCCACCUCCAAAGACAUGCACCUGGGGAUAGGCUCCUCCCACCUCCAAAGACAUACACCUGGGGAUAGGCCCCUCCCACCUCCAAAGACAUGCACCUGGGGAUAGGCUCCUCCCACCUCCAAAGACAUGCACCUGGGGAUAGGCCCCUCCCACCUCCAAAGACAUACACCUGGGGAUAGGCUCCUCCCACCUCCAAAGAC
Nerophis ophidion (straightnose pipefish) is the source of this 2597-nucleotide messenger RNA. RefSeq names its product gastrula zinc finger protein XlCGF8.2DB-like. The record is from RefSeq and is a predicted model, not a curated record. Lineage: Eukaryota; Metazoa; Chordata; Actinopteri; Syngnathiformes; Syngnathidae. Bases 238 to 1083 code for a protein of 281 amino acids. The transcript has a single exon. Gene Ontology annotation, biological process: regulation of DNA-templated transcription. Gene Ontology annotation, molecular function: RNA polymerase II cis-regulatory region sequence-specific DNA binding; DNA-binding transcription factor activity, RNA polymerase II-specific.